Molecule: messenger RNA, 825 nt
Organism: Nicotiana tabacum (common tobacco)
Lineage: Eukaryota; Viridiplantae; Streptophyta; Magnoliopsida; Solanales; Solanaceae
Source: RefSeq, a predicted model, not a curated record
AUGUCAUUUUUAAUUUUCAGGAAGCUCAACUUGGGACAAAUAAAAGCAACACCAGUUUCACUACAACUGGCAGAUCAAUACUUGAAAAAGCCAAGAGGUACAAUAGAAGAUGUACUUGUCAAAGCGGACAAAUUUGUGUUUCCAGUGGACUUUAUAAUACUUGAUAUGGAAGAACACAGUGAAGUACCAAUAAUUCUUGGAAGAUCAUUUUUAGCAACUGGAAGAGCAUUGAUUGAUGUCCAACAAGGACAACUAAUUUUAUACAAGAAAGCAAUAAGAUGGACUAUUGGAGAUAUAAGAGGAAUCAGUCUUGCUAUUUGCAUGCACAAAAUACCGUUGGAAGAUAAUUCAAAAUCAGUAGUGCAACCACAACAGCGUCUGAAUCCUAAAUUACAAGAAGUGAUCCAAAAGAAGGUAGUUAAACUUUUGGAUGCAGGAAUAAUCUACGCAAUCUCUGACAGUAGUUGGGUAAGUCCAGUACAAGUUGUACCAAAAAGGGGUGAAAUGACAGUUGUGCAAAAUGAAAAUAAUGAGUUUAUUCUAACUCGAAAUGUCACAGGAAUGAGGGUAUGCAUUGACUAUCGUAGACUCAAUAGCGCUACCCAAAAAGAUCAUUUUUCCUUACCAUUUAUUGACCAAAUGUUAGAAAAAGUGGCCGGGCAUAGUUUCUAUUAUUUUCUUGAUGGUGACUCUGGCUACAAUCAAAUACCGAUUGCACCAGAAGAUCAGGAGAAAAUAAUAUUUACUUGCCCUAGUGGGACAUUUGGAUACAGAAGAAUGUCUUUAGUCUAUGCAAUGCCCCUGCCAUAUUUCAAAGAUGCAUGA